AUGGAACAAAAUUAGUUACUUGUGGUAGAGAUUAAUAAAUUUUGUUAAUGGAAAGAUCUAAUCGAUAAUUGUGGUAUGUUAUACAAAAGAUUUCUUAGAAUGGUUAUCGUAUUAUAUUUACAAUUCUAUACAAUCGAUCAUUCCACUGAACUAUAUAUAAAAUCAAAGGAACUGCAAGUUUAAGGAGAAGUAUAAGAAUGCUAGUAUUAUUUUACCUAAAUAUAUCUUCCAGAUAACUUCUACUUUCCAAAAAUGGCCAUUUUGUAAAUUUACUGUAAUUAAAUUUUGAUUCUGAAAAUUGGGAUUGCAUAUUUAUAGAAGGUAUUGAGUUUGAUUAAGGUGGAAAUUUUGGAAACAUUUUUGGGACAAUGA
Messenger RNA from Paramecium pentaurelia, 372 nucleotides. The record is from the annotation of a GenBank genome assembly. NCBI's taxonomy places the organism in Eukaryota, Ciliophora, Oligohymenophorea, Peniculida, Parameciidae.